AUGCCCUCAAGCUACUUCCUGCAAACUCCCCGCCGACUCGCCAUGAGGUGGAUCCCACCCACAGUUGCUGUCGUAGCUGUUGGCUACGGCUUGAACGCCUACCGCGAGGGCAUGGUUCAACGUCGCCUCGCCAACACCGCCGCCGCCGAGAAGCAGGCCAUCGAAGACCGCAAGAGAGCGGCCAUGUUGAUGGACGCUUACGGCGACCGUUCGAGCCUCGAGGCGCUCGAGAAGGCCGUACAAGUCUACGAGUCGCAGAAUUAG
Messenger RNA from Colletotrichum graminicola M1.001, 264 nucleotides. RefSeq lists its product as uncharacterized. The record is from RefSeq and is a predicted model, not a curated record. The coding region runs from base 1 to 264 and encodes 87 amino acids. The transcript is spliced from 2 exons. NCBI's taxonomy places the organism in Eukaryota, Fungi, Ascomycota, Sordariomycetes, Glomerellales, Glomerellaceae.